AUGUCACUGAACACUUCGAAACUUGCAGCCUAUCCUUCCCUGGCUGAGGUUGAGAAUCUCAUCGUUAAUGAAAAACGAGGAAACUGUAUUCCAGUCUAUGUCGAGCUCCCUGCAGACCUCAUAACACCAGUCAUGGCUUACAUGCGGAUAUCCAAGGACUCCAAGUAUAGCUUCCUUUUGGAAUCUGUAGUCGGUGGUGAAAGUGUGGCGCGAUACAGCUUCAUCGGAGCAGAUCCUAACAGGAUCAUUAAGACCGGUCCCAGUGAAGAGAUUACCGGAGAUCCCAUGGUUGCUCUCCAGAAGGAACUUAGUCUCUACCAAUUUAUCAAGAUCCCUGAAGUACCGACAUUUACGGGAGGUGCCAUUGGUUACGUUGCCUAUGAUUGCAUCCAACACUUUGAGCCAAAGACCGCCUGCGAACUCAAGGACCCUUUGAAUAUUCCUGAAGCCGUGUUCAUGCUAGCCGACACGCUCGUCAUCUAUGAUCACAUCUUCCAGACCAUCAAGGUCGUUUCGCAUGUCUUUAUGCCCAGCGAUGCCGGGAAGAAUAACUUAUCUUUUGUCUACCAAACUGCUGUCGAUAAGGCGCGUAGACUAGCAAAGGUCUUGAUCACAUCAUCCACGCCUGAGCCCGUUCAGCCUCCAAUAGUCUCAGGAAAUGAAGCCGUAUCCAAUGUCGGAAAGCAAGGCUAUGAAGGUUUCGUCACUACAUUGAAAAAGCAUAUUGUAGCUGGGGACAUCAUUCAGGCGGUUCCAUCUCAGCGGUUAGCGCGUCCAACGUCACUGCAUCCAUUCAAUGCAUACCGGCAUCUACGCCAGGUUAAUCCAAGUCCCUACAUGUUCUACUUAGACUGUGGAGAUCUGCAAAUCGUGGGUGCUAGUCCAGAAACCCUUUGCAAGGUAGAAAAGAACAUAGUGUACAAUCAUGCCAUCGCAGGAACGACGAAACGAGGAAAGACACCCGAAGAGGAUGAACAACUUGGUGCCACCCUACUCAAUUCCGAAAAAGAUCGUGCUGAGCAUAUCAUGUUGGUCGAUUUGGCUCGUAACGACGUUAAUCGAGUGUGCGACCCAAAGACGGUAAAGGUCGAUCAUCUCAUGAGGCUAGAAAAGUUUAGCCAUGUCAUUCAUCUUACAUCUCAAAUUUCCGGAAAGCUUAGAGAGGGAUUAACAAGGUUUGAUGCUUUUCGCUCUAUCUUUCCCGCUGGCACAGUGUCCGGCGCACCGAAAAUCAAGGCUAUUGAGAUUAUUUCAUCUCUUGAAAAGGAACGGCGGGGUGUCUAUGCUGGAGCCGUAGGCCGAUUUGACUUUGCAGACGACGAGAUGGAUACAUGCAUCGCAAUACGGACGAUGACCUUCAAAGAUGGCGUAGCGUAUUUACAAGCAGGUGGUGGGAUCGUAUUUGAUAGUGUGGAAGAAGACGAGUACGUUGAGACGAUCAAUAAAUUAAAGGGAAACGUCAAAGCCUUACAGGAAGCUGAAGAAUAUUGGUCAAACCUGCAAAAUAACUCGAGCGGAGAGACUUAA
Lentinula edodes (shiitake mushroom) is the source of this 1527-nucleotide messenger RNA. RefSeq names its product ADC synthase. Gene Ontology annotation, molecular function: anthranilate synthase activity. The record is from RefSeq and is a predicted model, not a curated record. NCBI's taxonomy places the organism in Eukaryota, Fungi, Basidiomycota, Agaricomycetes, Agaricales, Omphalotaceae. The coding region runs from base 1 to 1527 and encodes 508 amino acids. Gene Ontology annotation, biological process: L-tryptophan biosynthetic process. The transcript is spliced from 6 exons.